CAAUCCUCCCCCCCAACCAAACCUUUCUGCAAGAUCUGGUAUCUGAGUGUUGCUUUGCACUUUCCGGGACCUGAGUCCAGUCAUACGUGGGGUCAGAGGCACUAAGGGAUUUGUACCUUUUUGUUUGAGAUCAAUAUCUUCCUCUCUGUUUGAUAUUUAUAGGUCCUUCUCUCCUCACAGGAUUACAACAGAAUCCCGCUAUGCCUCUGGGAACACCUGCCCCCCUAAACAAGCGGAAAAAGCCCUCCAAGAUCAUAACCGACCUAUCACAUAUCAGUCAGGAUGAGUUUGAGCUGGAGCCGGAGGCAUCCGAGUUCGAUCUGGGAACAAAGAUCAGGACUCCCAAAGAGAUCAUGCUGGAGGAGCUUUCCCUGAUGAAGAACCGAGGCUCCAAGAUGUUCAGGAUGCGGCAGCAGAGAGUCGAGAAGUUCAUCUACGAGAACAACCCGGAUGUUUUCACCACCAAUUCGAUGGACGACUUCCAGAAGUUUGUUCCAUCUUUGGGGGGUCAGGUGGGAGGUCAGUUUAUCAAUGUCGGAGGGCACCAUGUAAGCAAAGAGACUAGACAUCUGUAUUUAGGAGCUACACCUAUGGAAGGAGGAGCACCGGUGCCUCCCCCCAAGCCCGGAAGCAAAGGAGCAGGAGGAGCAGGAGGAGCAGGAGGUGUUGGAGGUGCAGGACAAGGAGGACUGGCAGGAGUCGACAAAGGCAUCAAAGGAGAAGCAACGUGGUCAUCCUCAAAAGGAGCUGGAAAAGACGGCAAGGGUAAGACGCUGGUUGUUGUAAAGACGUAUAUCUCACCGUGGGAGAAGGCCAUGAAGGGUGACCAGGGCCUACUAGCCACUCUAAAAUCUGAAAUGCCUGGCCCCAUUGAGCGAAAAGACUUGCCCAAAUACAAAAGCUUCAACAGGAUGGCGAUGCCGUACGGCGGCUUUGAUAAGGCCAACCAGCUCAUGAAAUUCCAGUUGCCAGAAACCGAGGUGACCAAAGAGGAGCCUGAACCCGCGGUGGUGUACCAACACGACAUCAGCUGCCGUCCCUCCUUCAACCGUACCCCCAUCGGCUGGGUGACCAGCAACGAGCCCAGCAGCAUCCACAUGGAGACGGAUGCCGUGCCCUUCGACGGAGAAACAGACGAGCUGUGAAAACCCGAUGCUGUGAUUGCGAUUACUUCCACGUUAGCCUGACUGUAUGGAUUAAGUUUAGCAUGCACACACACACACACACACUCGCGCGCUGUAGGUGAGCUAAAAGGGGUUUUGUAGAACUGAUCAAACUGAGAGACUCGGUGUGAAUAACAGAAAGUGUAAAUGCUCGUCAUUUUCUCUGUAUUGAGUUGCAAAGGAAAAGCCGCAGACGCUACUGAGAGAUAAAACGUCGACUGUCAAGCCUAAAUGAUGAAACUGGCGGAAAAGAGAAACUUAUGGAUGGAGAUUGAGAUUUCACCUAUGUGAUGUCUAUGUGUGCUCCCUCAAUGUUAAAAUGUUUCUUCACUUGUUA
Messenger RNA from Xiphophorus couchianus (Monterrey platyfish), 1500 nucleotides. RefSeq names its product myozenin 1a (gene myoz1a). The coding region runs from base 201 to 1145 and encodes 314 amino acids. NCBI's taxonomy places the organism in Eukaryota, Metazoa, Chordata, Actinopteri, Cyprinodontiformes, Poeciliidae. Gene Ontology annotation, molecular function: FATZ binding; actin binding; telethonin binding. Gene Ontology annotation, cellular component: Z disc; actin cytoskeleton. The transcript has 6 exons. The record is from RefSeq and is a predicted model, not a curated record.